CUCGACCAACCAUGGGGCGGGGCGCCUAGACUCAAAAGGGACUGACAGGGAGUUUUGCAACAGUCCCCAUUGCUCCUCAGAAAAUUGUCUCCCAAUUUCCCAAUUCGCGCUCCGGCUUUACACAGAGCUGCGUUCCGCUUCUCAUCGCACAUAUGUUGGCAUCCGACGACCCCGAUGACUCCGGUGACUCAGUGGUCUAUCUAGGCAGCAAACGUCGUGGGUCUCCUGCACCUGCUCGUCUGACGACUGCGACCGCUGCCCAAAUCGAUGCUCCUCCCGAAACGAAUACGGCUUCAAAUCUAGACAACAGCGGCAGCCGCCACCACCAGCAACCGAGAACGAGAGUGAGACCUGGUGGCAAAAUGACCUAUCCACGCGCAAUUCGGCAUGGGCCUACUGCUGCGACCGCCGAUCGAACCAUGGAUCCCAUUCGCCGAGCAAAUACAACCUCACCAAGACGUGUGUCGGACAGAAACGGCCACGGCCACCGAGGACCGAGAACGAGACCGGGGCCAAGAUUAUCCUCCGAAGCGACUGUUCCCUUCGAGAUCAGAAACAAAUAUUUUAAGGUAGGUUGGGUAAUGAAUUGGAAUAAGUCGACCCCCCCGCCAGCCGUUUAUGGAAUCUUUGAUAGAGCGGGCCGCCUCCACCUCUUUAGGGGCAUGAAGGGGCCGAGUCUUCAAUGGAGCGUCCUACAUCUGUGCCCAUUGAUCACGGCAAUGUUGAAUACGACUCGCCCUUCAAGGACAUGUCGCAUGCAGAAGUCCGAAAAAAGGCGAUACAACGUUUGAUCAGACGAUGUGGACCACAGUUGGGACCCGGCGAAAUAUGAGAAGGUUGUUAUGUUGAGACAGAAUGAGCCCAAGAUGCCGAUACGUUAG
This is a messenger RNA of Ilyonectria robusta, 881 nucleotides long. RefSeq lists its product as uncharacterized. Bases 153 to 791 code for a protein of 212 amino acids. The record is from RefSeq and is a predicted model, not a curated record. Lineage: Eukaryota; Fungi; Ascomycota; Sordariomycetes; Hypocreales; Nectriaceae. The transcript has a single exon.